CAGCUAUUCACUUCUGAACUAUGUAUGUUGUGAGAAUCAGAUUAUUAUGUUCCCGUUGAUAUGAGUUUCAUCACCUUCUCGCUCAAUUUGGGCAUUGUUCUGUUAGCAAUCGUACCGGCAGAAAGGCUGUGGUGCAACGGAGCUAAUGAGGUAUCGUACACCUUCAGGUACGCCAUCGACGAGUCGAGGGUCGUGACGCAACACUGGGAGGAGAGGAGGGCGGAUAUCGUCCAUGGGUCGUACAGUUUUCUGGAGCCGGACGGGAAAGUGAGGGUGGUGGAGUACCAGGUUAAUGGGAAGAAGGGGUUCAGGGCUGCGGUGACGUUCAGGAAGCCGCCAGGUUUGCCCCUCAUCGGCCACCUCAAGUACCCCAAGCACUACCGCCACCCCAUCCCCCUGGUCAAGCCCGUGGCCUUCAUCACCGCCGACCUCUUCAAGCUCCACCACGUCUACCCCAACCUGCCGGAAUGACCCAAAGACUGAACCGUCAAUGUCCUAAUUUCUGUACAAAGCGAGAAAUAAAUAAAAAUUAAUUAAAUAAAGAGUAAAACGGCAGUUGCGUCAUUUGCGUGGGAGUCGACGACAAGUUUAUGCAGACGGGCUAAUUACAAGCGUGGCCUUUGCACAACCGGCGAAACGUUCGGGUUUAUUUUCUAAUUAGAUAUUAACCUUUCGGUUUAAAACUCUUUAACGACUAUUAGAUAGAGCAAAUAUUAAAACAUAAUUUGGGCUCGAGGCGGUGUGUUAAAACUAUUAGAGGAAGAAGACGAAGAAGAAGAAAUGGGUGAAGAAGUUGCGUCACGUUUUAAACGUUUGUGGUGUGGGUGUCCAAAUGACAAAUUUUAUGCAGACAGGUUAAUUGGAGGUGUCCGUUGUGCCUGUGACCUUUGCACAUGGAACGCCUAUGCGAAGCUGGAGUUUGAUUGAUGGGCUAUUGUACGCCACUGGGCGACCUUGAUAUGGACUACUGAAAGCGGGGCCGCGCCUGGCCAGGAUAUUGUUUGGCCGAAGUCUAGUUUGGGAGACAGAAUGAAUUAUUUAUGAAUGGAUAAUUGAAUUUUUGGUUGCAGAUUUGGGUGGGCGGCUGUGUUUUAGAUAUCUGUGUUGUCGAUUUUAUUAGAGCAAUAAAAAUAUUGAUAGGGCGAUUGUUUAUGGUUCGGUUGUGUUUUAUGAUGGAAAUGGUUAAUGAGGUGGCGGUUUUGGCUCCAGAAGGUUGUAAAAUUAAUAAAGUUGUACUCUUUGUUUCUGUUUUUUUGAUUAUUCAUUUAAUAGGGUUCGUA
This is a messenger RNA of Zophobas morio, 1280 nucleotides long. Its product is annotated as cuticle protein 8-like. Bases 61 to 471 code for a protein of 136 amino acids. The record is from RefSeq and is a predicted model, not a curated record. NCBI's taxonomy places the organism in Eukaryota, Metazoa, Arthropoda, Insecta, Coleoptera, Tenebrionidae. Gene Ontology annotation, cellular component: extracellular matrix. The transcript is spliced from 4 exons.